AUGUUCAUCUUCUAUCUUUUCUCCUUUAAUAUCUUCUCGUCAUGGUUAUUAACUGUCAAUGGAAAUGAAUGUCAAUUUCUGAGCGCAUGCAAAUGUACCAACUUUCCUUUAUUUGCCUUGAUUGAUACGAGUUGUUUGACGAAGCCACGCUCACCAUUGAAUCAAGAUUUAUUCUGUGCAUAUUCAAAUGAUCAACUCAAUGAAAAGAAUCUAACAAUAUUCGAGCAAUUCAAAUACUUCUAUUAUCGUUUUCGCACUUUAACGUUUGCGAAUUAUCCGAUUCUACCAGCGAAAGCGUUUCGUUUUGUUCAUUUCGAAAGUCAAAGUGUUAAACAAACACAUCGGGCGAACAAUCGUAACGUGAUUGCAUUAGUUAACAUCGAACGUACAGAAUCUGGUAUAUUCGAGGAUUUAAGUUUAACCGAUUCACAUGAUCAAUUAAUAAUUUCCUUUCUUAAUUCGCCAUCUUUGUCUUAUACGCCUGGAACUCUUGCGAAACUGAACUGUUAUGAACUGAAAUUCCUGAAUACUAAUUCAAAAAUUUCCCUCGAUUUCUUCCAACACGCUCAAUACAUUCAUCAUUUAAUUAUUCAUAACCCAACAUUUUCUGGUUUUGUCUCGUCGUCCAACUCUUUGACUGUGCAGAUCUCUAAACUUUCCAUCAAAGACAUCAGUGUUCGUCAUUUGCAAGGACGUCAUUUUCCUCAGAUUUUCAAUUCGACUUACGAAUUAACUUUACAAAACUACCAUAUCAACGGUGCUUUUCGUUCGUUGAACGAUCGUGAUUUGGCGCGAUGCUUUCCUCACCUACGAUCAUUGAAAAUCUAUUCACGUUCGAUUCAACACAUCACCGCACGAAUGUUUCAACAUCUAAAUCAAUUAGAAUAUUUGUUUCUCGACGGUAUUACAGCAGUGGAAAAUGAAGCAUUCGUGAGUUUAUAUCGUUUGAAACAACUUGAUCUUGGUAAAGACAUCCUACGCCUCGAUCCCUAUGCAUUCAUUCAUAUGAACACAGAUAAUCUUCUUCUAAAUCAAAGUUAUCAUUUUGAUUUAAAAGAUGAUAAACAUUUCUGCACAUUCGUGCCAUUCGUACCUUCAACAGAUCUAGAUACAUUCGUACAAUUUGCCAAAAAUCUAACUGAUUGUUCGUGUACACUUCGUUAUCUGUAUCGUCACUUAGAUAAAUCAUUGAUGUCAUUGACACCGAAUUGUUAUUCGAAUGCAAGUUUAUAUAUUCUAACCCAAGAAGAACGAAUCUGUCAUUUUGAACAACGGCUGCUUCAGUGUGAUAUUUUGCCUGAUCAAGGUGUUACCAUCUAUGGGAAACAUUACAAUGUGUCAUACUUCUAUCGACAGCAGUUAUCCAAACAGAAACAUCGACUCUCCCUGUUUUUUCGUUAUCGAAUUUAUUACGUCGUGGUCCUAUUUCUUCUCUUACUGAUUGUUCUAUGUUUGAUCAUUCGAAAGCAGAAACAACAUCAUGAUAGUACUUAUAAAUAUUUACAUAAUCUAUUGAAGCGACGAACGACGACAUCGAGAAAUGGUGAACUAACAAGGACGCAAACAAUUGAUAUGAUGUAUCAACGUCGAAAUGAAAACGUUCGUCAUUCGACUCCUUCGCGAACAAGAACAACGAAAGUGUGA
This is a messenger RNA of Adineta ricciae, 1644 nucleotides long. NCBI's taxonomy places the organism in Eukaryota, Metazoa, Rotifera, Eurotatoria, Adinetida, Adinetidae. The record is from the annotation of a GenBank genome assembly.